AUGCAGCGCGUAUUGGGAUUUUUGUAUCUUUUCCUUUCGGUGAAUCUGGUCUGCGGGUAUGCUUUGCCGGCGAGUGAGAAGCGACAGGCUGGUGGUUGUCAGGCGCCGAGGCAGCGAAGGUCAUGGACAAGAUUAAGCAACGACGAAAAAAGAGCAUACUUGGAUGCUGAGUUGUGCUUGCAACGAACGCCACCAGCUUAUGGCAUUCCAGGAGCCAGGAGUGUGUGGGAAGAAUUGCAGUGGGCACACAUUCGCAGCAAAAAUUGGAUCCAUGGUGUUGGAGCCUUUUUGCCGUGGCAUCGAUACUACCUGAGAGCACACGAGCAGAUGUUAUCAGAGCACUGCGGCUAUCAACUCGGCACACCAUACUGGGAGGAAGCCUUGGAUGUCGGGAACCUAUUCGGCGCCGCAGUCUUUGAUCCUCAGUCUGGCUUUGGUGGCGACGGCAGCUCGGGAGACAAUUGCGUGACGACAGGCCCUUUCGCGAACCUGACUCUAGUCUUCGACAGCGAUGGAGUCGCUCAACAGCCAGUGUGCCUGCGUCGACGCUUGAACCCGGACAUGUUCUCGCGUGCCGCUCAAAGCGAAGUCGACAACUGCUUCAGGUAUCCGGAUUGGGCCGGUGCGAGUGUUUGUUACGAAAAUUGGGUGCAUAUAGCUGGGCACGAGGGCGUUGGAGAAGUCAUGGCGAAUGCGCUGACAGCGCCUGGAGACCCGAUCUUCUUCUUGCACCAUGCCAAUAUUGAUCGAAUGUGGUCGCUAUGGCAGGCCGCAGGUCUUCCCGGUCGGCUGACAGAGAUGGGACGACCAAACACGCCCAGUGCUGAUUUCAACGGGGCAAAUAACUGGGCGCCGCCAGGGCCGGAAUGGACCUCGACAAGUGGUGAUAAUGGACCAGAAACGACGCUGAACCAUGUGCUGUGGGUAGCGGGGAUUGUGCCGAAUGCGACGAUCAGAGAUGUCAUGGACCUAGGUGCUGGCUUGUCGUGCGCGACCUAUGUCUGA
Molecule: messenger RNA, 1005 nt
Organism: Cercospora beticola
Lineage: Eukaryota; Fungi; Ascomycota; Dothideomycetes; Mycosphaerellales; Mycosphaerellaceae
Product: tyrosinase family protein
Molecular function (GO): oxidoreductase activity
Source: RefSeq, a predicted model, not a curated record